CACAAUCUAUAUUCUUCUGAAUCAUCACGCGUUGUCGGGCGUCCAUGUCGGCUGUCAGCUUUCCCGAAUCUGUAAGCAUUGCGGCAUGCAUCGUAGGAUCACAUCCAAAUUCAUCUUCGAACCGUUGGAUGAAGACCACCAGACCACUUGCAGGAGCAUGGGUCCAAUAUGCAAACGCGGGGUACCCCAGGAUAUCAGGUGUAACCCCUACCAUGUGCUUGGCCAGCUCACUUUCUGCUGUCAACCACGAUACAUCAUUCAGACGACACGGUAACAUGCGAUCACGCUUCAAUCCAGAGAAGGCCUUCGUAACAUCCAACAACCACUGCGAAUUCAGUCAACGAUGCAGCUCGGGUUAACGCACUACGUCGUGGAAUCGUUGGUGAUAGGUUGCGACGGAUGGAGAGGCGCCUUCAAGUGAAGGCCAGCUACGAUCAUCAGUGAAAGCUCAAGGCUCGUCAAUUUAUUUACCCUGUAGCUUCUUUUCUCAAUUCCAAUUUGUGCAACAUUUUAUUUUGGUGGAUUGAAGAGCCAGCACCUCAACGAAUACAGGUCACAAGAGGUAAUGAACUUGAGAGCAACUCUGCCCUUUGUCAUAUUUGCGUAGUCUACGUCUCAGCAGUACUUUCUGCACCAUUUGCAAUUAACCAACAUCAUGAAGGGAAAGCAACGUCUUCUUCUUUACAUCCUCUCAAUGUCCCUGGGUGGGGCAGUCAUUGGCAUUGACUUGGGAAUUAUUGCAACGACUCUUGGUCAGACAGCUUUUACUGAAUAUAUGUUUCCUAAGGGUACAAAGCAUGUUGCCAGUCUGACAGGGGCUAUUGUUUCGAUGGGUUCCGCGGGAAAUACUAUCGGUUGUCUUCUGAACGGACUACUGCUCGAGCGGCUUGGGCGUCGACAGACACUCGCCUGGUCAACUUUCUUCACAAUUGUUGGUUCUGUCUUUCAGACUGCAGCAAAUGGUGUUCCUCUGAUGAUCGUGGGUCGAUUCGUCGCUGGUUUCGCCCUUGGUAUCCUAAACCCUACAAUUCCUAUUUACAUAUCAGAACUCGCCAAACCCACUGAGAGAGCAAGGCUCGUUGGAAUAUUCGGAAUGCUAGUUGCUAUUGGAUUCUGUUUGGCAAACUGGAUCGGUUAUGCUUGCUCUUUUGCUACUGGAAAUACGACUUGGAGACUUGCUUUAGGUUUACAGCUCCCCUGCGCGGCUGUUCUCCUUGUUCUCUCAUUCUUCUUGCCAGAAUCUCCAAGGUGGUGUAGGUGAAAUUUUCCAUAUUCUCUCGCUUGUGUUCAAGAACAACAGAAUUAUCAUUAACUUUCUUAGUGGCCCAGCAAGAAAGAUACGAAGAGUUUCAUGAGAACCUACGUCGGCUCUAUAGUGACGAAGACAAUGAAUUCUAUCUCCGGUCAGAAAUCGAGAUUCGAGAGCAAAUUAGACUGGAGGCGGAGCAACGUACUAAUGCCUCACUUGGCCACGCUUUAAUCGAGAUAUUUAAUCGACAAAACAUCAGACGAACUGCUAUGGCAAUUAUGGUGAUGCAAGUCGGAAUAUUAUCCGGUUCCCUUGCGAUCCAGAAUUACCAGUCGAUCCUGUAUGAAAGUUUGGGAUACAAAGGAAAGACUGUCUUGUUGAUAAGUGGAUGCUAUGGCUUUAUGGGAAUCAUAGGCCAGAUUAUCAACAACUUGAUCGUUUCUGAUAAAUUAUCUAGGGUGCGGACAAUGUGUAAGUGACCAAUCUUUCUAGGGUUAUUUCUAGCCCCCAGAACAAGCCAAGCUAAUGCUAACCAAAAACAGGGAUUGGUUGCAUUGUCUUAGCAGUCAUGCUCAGUGUCCUCAUGGCUCUCAGUAAAUUUUAUGGAGACGGUUUGCACAAAGAUGGAUCACGAGCUGGAAUAGCCUUGAUUUUCAUUUAUUCAAUGCUGUACGCCGUUUUCUUCAACAGCACAUUGUAUACCAUCGCUGCUGAGACCUUUCCAUUGCACCUUAGAGGAUACGGUACCUCGAUUGCAGCUUUAUGUCAAGGUGUCUCAGGCAUAUGGCUUGGCCAGGUUACUCCUUUUGCAUUUGAUGCGAUUCGUUGGAAGUACUACUCGGUGUUCAUAGCUUCGUUGAUAUUAUUGGGGGGUUUGUACUACACUUGCUUGACAGAGACCAACCAGUUGAGCCUUGAGAGCAUUGCGGGCAAGUUUGGGGACCGUACUAUUUCUAGCGAGAAGGUUGAUCUGGCCGUCCAACAGGGUGGAGACAAGCAUGAGGAAUUAACUGAAGAGAAAGAGUUGGCCUAACGAACCAGAAACUUCUCGGAAUUUGAUCAGAUGUGUCAUUGUCUUAGUUAAGAGGAGUUUCUCUUUUCUGGUGUAUCUUGGGUCGUAUUGCAAAUCUUUAAUUGUUAUUUGGGAUGUACUGGGAUAAACAUUUUCUCGG
Molecule: messenger RNA, 2421 nt
Organism: Hymenoscyphus albidus
Lineage: Eukaryota; Fungi; Ascomycota; Leotiomycetes; Helotiales; Helotiaceae
Source: the annotation of a GenBank genome assembly